GUGAACUCUGACCUCUACUUCGUCUUGACAGUUAAAAGUACAGGUCGCCAUUUUGGGCGACGACUACUCGAACAGUCACACGUGUUUUGAAAGUCUGGGGUAUAAUUGAGUGAAAAUAUGAAGACUUUCGGCUUAUUUGUAUUUUCGAUGACAGCGUACUUAACAUCAGUUUACACUAGAACGCCAAACGAGACUGUAGCGGUGGUGCUCAAAAGUCUUCCUGUGGCAACACUGGCGGUUUUCGUUCAGGUAGAGAAAAGGUGUCACACUGCAUACGCGCGCCUCCUAGCGGCUGGCCUGAUGUUCUCAGCAGUGGGAGACUUCUGUUUAUUCUGGCAGCACCUGCCACAGUGGUUUAUUUUCGGUCUCCUAGCCUUCGCCGUGGCACAGCUUCUCUACGCCUUGGCUUUUGACGUCACUCACGUCACCUUUGACGGCACCACCGUCGUCACCAUGGCAACCGCAGUCCUGACGUACGCCUACAUCCUCCCUGGGUUAAAGGGCGCCAUGACGUCACUGGUCGGCUUGUACGUCAUCCUCAUCUUCUCCAUGACAGCUGCGGCGACGUCAUGUUUACGUCGGGACGUGACGUGGCCAAGACUGUCCGCCUGCGUCGGCGCAGUGCUGUUCGUCGUGUCCGACUUUGUCCUGGCCGUGAACAAGUUCCGCUUCCCCCUCCCACAUGCUAGGUUUCUCAAUUUGUCCACGUACUUCGCUGCACAGUGUCUUAUAGCAUUCUCUGUUCUCGAGUCUGAGCAAGAUCCUAAAGCUUUGGGGACACCCAAAAGACGGGGAAAGGAAAACUGAUGAUAUUACGUCGAAGAUGGUUAGAUAUCCAGGUGAUAAGAUACACAAGUUAACAAUUACAUUUCAGAUGACAUCCACUACCUUUUUUCCGUGGCUGAAAAAAAAUUAAUUUCCUGAAACGUUCCAUCGUUUCGAAAAUCUAUUGGUGUUCUGGACCAACCGCUGUCUUGUAUAUAAUUACAUUUUUAUUUCUAGGGAGAAUGUGAUAUUCUUUAAGAGACAUGGAACAAAUACAAGUAACGUUAUACCCAUUUUCACAGUCUGGUUUGAAACUUUUUCGUGGUUGGACAGAAGUCACCCGAAAUACAGAUAAAGAUGAUUGUUAUGGAAGAUUACGAGUCAUAUAUAUGAGAGAAUGCCAAUAUACAAAGUUAUCUUGGAUAAUUCAUUUAAUACUAUAUAUUACGUACAUUGUCAAAUAAAGUUAUCAGUAAAUGUAACACCUGAACUGAGUAACGUAUAUGUACUAGAUUGCGGCUUCGAAAAGGUGUCUUUUGACACUUGUUCCGCCAUACCCUCCAGUGUGGAGAAUCCAAAUAAAUAGAUACUAUUCUUUACUAUA
This is a messenger RNA of Branchiostoma floridae (Florida lancelet), 1369 nucleotides long. RefSeq names its product lysoplasmalogenase-like protein TMEM86A. The record is from RefSeq and is a predicted model, not a curated record. Bases 118 to 807 code for a protein of 229 amino acids. Lineage: Eukaryota; Metazoa; Chordata; Leptocardii; Amphioxiformes; Branchiostomatidae. The transcript has 3 exons. Gene Ontology annotation, cellular component: membrane.